UUCCAGCUUCCGGGUAAACGGAAGACAGCAGAACAGGAGGAGAAGGAGAAAGAAGUGUGCAGGACGCUAAUAAGUCAGUUUUAUUUGUUAUCCAGUUUGAAAUAUACAUCUGUGAUUCAUUAUUUAAGGAUAAAGUGGUCUCGAUGCGCUAGAAGCACUGUGCCGCUUCUCGUGCUAUCUUUGCUUGUUAGUUAGUUUAGCUCGCUAGUUAGCUUAGCUUGUUAGCUGCUAACAGAAGACACAGAAGUUAUCAACACGUCGCUAAGUAGAGAUCAAGUGUGAGAGUAAAGUGUUGUGAUUGUGUGAAAAUGUGUGAAAGAAGGAUAGCAAAGUAUGAGGAAGAGCUUUGUCUUACAAAAGAGGAGAAGGAGCGACAACAUCAACUACUGGACGCUGUUUUCAAGAAACAUCAAGUUGUGUUACACAGAACAGACAUCGAUGAAGAACAUCUUCCUGGUGAGCAGGAGGUGGAACCACAGUCCUCCAACAUACACGAGGAAGAAAAGGGCAAGCGGAGGACCCACUGAUCUUACACAUCAAAAAUGAAGAGGAGGACCCACUGAUCCCUCACUUUAAGGAGCAAGAGAACCUGCUGACCCCUCACAUUAAAUAGGAAGAGAUGGACCCACAGACCCCCUACUUUAAAGAGGAAGAGGAGGACCAAGAGCCGCCGCACAUUAAAGAGGAAGAGGAGGAAGAGGGCAUCAGUCAGCCUAAAUGGUUGGAGGAGUUCCCAGUGACUGUGAAGAGUGAAGAUGAUGGGGUCAAAGGUGAAAGUGAGGAGAGGGGAGGGGGGGAGCCUCCAAGCAGCAGCUCAACACAACACAUGACAACAGAAGCUGAUGGAGACCACUGUGGAGGAUCACAAGCAGACAAGCUCUUAGCUCCACUAUCAGAUAGUGAGGACACAACGUCACACUCUCCUGACACUGAUGAUGAAGACUCUAAAGAUGAUAAGACAUGUCACACUGACAACACUCACUUCACAUCUUCUCACUCUCACAAAACCUUUAAAUACCAUAGUCUUCUGAAAACACACAUGAGAAGACACACCGGAGAAAAACCUUUUAUCUGUUCAAUAUGUGGCAAAGGUUUUGUAGAAAGUCACAAUUUGAAAGUACACAUGAGAACACACACCGGUGAAAAACCUUAUGUCUGUUCAAUCUGUGGUACAUGUUUUGUACAAAGAAUCAAUUUGAAAGUACACAUGAGAAGACACACUGGUGAAAAACCUUUUAUCUGUUCAACCUGUGGUAAAGGUUUUACAGAAAGUCCGAGUUUGAAAGUACACAUGAGAACACACACUGGUGAAAAACCUUUUUCUUGCUCAGAAUGUGGUAAAGAUUUUGUUCAAAGUAAACAUUUGAAAGUACACAUGAGAACACACACUGGUGAAAAACCUUUUUCUUGCUCAGAAUGUGGUAAAGGUUUUGUACAAAGUCCCCUUUUAAAAGUACACAUGAGAACACACACUGGUGAAAAACCUUUUGUCUGUUCAAUCUGUGGUAAAGAUUUUACAGAAAGUCGAUGGUUGAAAGUACACAUGAGAACACACACUGGUGAAAAACCCUUUUCCUGUUCAAUCUGUGGUAAAGGUUUUACACAAAGUCAUCAUUUGAAAGUGCACGUGAGAAGACACACUGGUGAAAAACCUUUUUCCUGUUCAAUCUGUGGUAAAGGUUUUACAGAAAACUGGUGUUUGAAAGUACACAAGAGAACACACACUGGUGAAAAUUCACAUUCCUGUUCAAUCUGCAACAGAAGCUUUUGUCAACAAUCAAAGCUUGUAGCACACAUGAGAAGACACCCAGGAGAGAAAGUGUUGAGUUGUGGUGUGUGUGGUGAAAGAUUGUCUUCUAAGUACCAGUGUAAGAAACACAAGUGUGCUGGUGAGAACAGCAGCAGCAAAUGAAACUGCAGGAUUUGAAAUAAACUGUCCAGACUUUCAUUUUGACUUUCUAACAACAUCAGCACAUAUAACAUGUGUGACAUUGUUGUUUGUCUAACAAUCUGUUUAAUAUGCGCCUACAUUGAUAGAUUAGACAGUUUGAAAAAUAAAGGUAUUACUUAUUU
Molecule: messenger RNA, 2073 nt
Organism: Nerophis ophidion (straightnose pipefish)
Lineage: Eukaryota; Metazoa; Chordata; Actinopteri; Syngnathiformes; Syngnathidae
Product: oocyte zinc finger protein XlCOF6.1-like
Exons: 3
Coding region: 620-1912 (430 amino acids)
Cellular component (GO): nucleus
Source: RefSeq, a predicted model, not a curated record